This is a messenger RNA of Trypanosoma theileri, 492 nucleotides long. RefSeq lists its product as uncharacterized. Lineage: Eukaryota; Euglenozoa; Kinetoplastea; Trypanosomatida; Trypanosomatidae. Bases 1 to 492 code for a protein of 163 amino acids. The transcript has a single exon. The record is from RefSeq and is a predicted model, not a curated record.
AUGCGGCGAUGUUACAUGUGGAUCGUCCUUAGAACUCCAAUGAUCUCGCAGCCGUUAUUGCGGAAUUCUGCAACGACGGGAAGUGCCUCCACAUUACGCCAGGGAUGGCGAGAUUGGAUACAUCGUGUUAAACAGGCAUUAACAACAUCAACAAGAACACGAUGGAAUCGCACGGAUAUUAUAGACUCAAAGCGAUACGUUUGGGCUCAUCGAUCCCGCAUUCAAAAGAGCAAUGAUGUAUUUCAUAGUGCUGGAAAACGUGGGAAAACUCUCUCGCGUGAGGCACUCUUGUUGGAGUUUGACGGUGUAGAAUGGUCCUUUAUUGUCCUUCCGGCUUCUCUGGCAUUACUCAUAAUACUUGUUAUUGCCCUUGUGGAUGGUAGACGACGUCAGGAAAGACAACAACAAGAACUGAAUUUCCUUAGACAACGAGCAGAGUCUUUGGAAUCUAUGCGAAAGGAGCAGUCUUUGACGAACGCUGAGAAAAAAUGA